AUGCGGGAUAUAGCAGCCCCGAUACUCAACACAACAACCACAUUCGACCGUACAAUGUCCAUGGAACCCAACUUUCUCCCUCUCUCCCUUCUCACCUUCCUCACCAGCAGGCUUAAAAUACCCAUCCAGUGGUUUUCUCAUCGCAACCACAACUCCGCCGACAACACCUUCCCCUCUCAGCACAAUUCUCCCGCCCAAACAUCCACUCAAAAGAACGACUACGUUGGUCCCGAUACUCUCGUAACAAUCGUAUCUCACACACAGCAGGAGCAUAUAUCAAUUGCAAAUGAUCAUACUUGGCUAGGCGACUCUGAUGCGCCCGGUACUCUUUGCGCAACGUGUCAAGAUGUUCGUCUAACCGCGUAA
Molecule: messenger RNA, 366 nt
Organism: Aspergillus chevalieri
Lineage: Eukaryota; Fungi; Ascomycota; Eurotiomycetes; Eurotiales; Aspergillaceae
Exons: 1
Coding region: 1-366 (121 amino acids)
Source: RefSeq, a predicted model, not a curated record